AUGAAGAAUCAGUCUACAACAAUGGAGUUUAUACUGGUUGGUUUAACAAAUUCAGCUGAACUACAGACACUUCUCUUUUGGAUAUUUACAUUUAUAUAUGCUAUAGCCUUGACUGUUAACUGCUUUCUCAUCUUUACCAUAUGCAACUGCAGAAACCUUCACACCCCCAUGUAUUUCCUGCUCAUCAACUUGUCUUUAGUAAAUAUAUUCUCUAUUUCAGUUACAACUCCUAAACUGCUCCAGGCUCUUUGGACCCGGAGAAAGAUAAUAUCAUUUUAUGGCUGUGUUACACAAGUGUUUCUUUUUAUAUGGACUUUGGGGACAGAACUUUCUCUUCUUUCAUUCAUGGCUUUUGACCGUUAUGCUGCUAUCUGUCAUCCUUUGCAAUAUGCACUGAUCAUGCGGAAGGAAGCAUGUGUUUGCAUAGCAGCAGGUGCAUGGCUUGUUGGAAUGGUUAACUCUGCAGUCCAUGCUGGACUCAUGCUGAAGCUUUCCUUCCAUGAUUCAAAUAUAAUCAACCAUUUCUUUUGUGAUGUGCCACCACUUUUAAAGCUUGCAUCCUCAGACACCAGCAUCAAUGAGAGCAUGGCUUUUAUGGCAGAUGUCAUAUUUGGGAUCUUUAAUUGUGGUUUGACUCUAAUGUCAUAUUUCUUCAUCAUGAGAACCAUCUUCAGAAUUCGUUCUACUGAAGGGAAGAAGAAAGCUUUCUCCACAUGUUCCUCACAUCUGGUUGUUGUCAGUUUUUACUUCUCCUCGGUCAUUUACACAUAUAUUAGGCCCUCAUCUGUCUACACUUUAGAUAAAGACAAAUGGGUUUCUCUCCUAUAUACUGUUGUAACUCCAGUGCUUAAUCCAAUGAUAUAUUCUCUGAGAAACAAAGAAGUUAAAAAAGCCCUUAAGACAUUUGUUGGAAAAAACGUUCUGAUUCCGGGGCCUCAAGCUUGA
Anolis sagrei ordinatus is the source of this 945-nucleotide messenger RNA. RefSeq names its product olfactory receptor 13G1-like. The record is from RefSeq and is a predicted model, not a curated record. Gene Ontology annotation, biological process: G protein-coupled receptor signaling pathway. Gene Ontology annotation, molecular function: olfactory receptor activity; G protein-coupled receptor activity; odorant binding. Gene Ontology annotation, cellular component: membrane. NCBI's taxonomy places the organism in Eukaryota, Metazoa, Chordata, Lepidosauria, Squamata, Anolidae.